Messenger RNA from Linum trigynum, 2442 nucleotides. Lineage: Eukaryota; Viridiplantae; Streptophyta; Magnoliopsida; Malpighiales; Linaceae. The record is from the annotation of a GenBank genome assembly.
CAACACCGUUCCACACAAAUGCGACAAAGAUCCUGCCAAGUAAAUAUUCUCUCAAUCAGAAUAGUACUUGAUUCUUCAUCUUCGUAGUCAAUAUUAUUAUGAAAAUCUGUAAUUCGACCAUUCCACUAAAUCAGUAGGUUAAAUUUUCGAAAUUUCCUACUCAUUUAUGCAGUUUAAAGCAGCAUAAAUUACAUAUACUAAAUAUAGUCUACAUGCAUUAAUCCAAAAUUAUAAUGCUCUGCCAAAAUAUAUGAGCUGCCAAAAAAUAGAAAUUAUAUUUUAUUUUCGUAAACUGAAGAAUAAAGAUGUUGUAGUUCGAGUGUAAGGGACUCGACCUACUAGCACAAAUAAUCUUAUCCCUACACCCCAUUCUGAAGCAUGUCGGGCAGAAAGCGCCAGAGUAGAAUAAUUGGAGGGUGGUUCAAGGAAGCGCCAGAGUAGAAAGCGGACUCGACCUACUAGCACCAAUAAUCUUAUCCCUACACCCCAUUCUGAAGCAUGUCGGGCAGAAAGCGCCAGAGUAGAAUAAUUGGAGGGUGGUUCAAGGAAGCGCCAGAGUAGAAAGCGCCAGAGUAGAACUGCAGUUAGAGUCCUAGAAACUCUAUGUAUAUGCUUUUAAACGAGUCCUACUCCCGCGAUCAAUGUGGAUCGGGACCAAGAAGCUCGAACAAACUUCGGUCCGACAUACAAUGAGUUCUAUGCCAUCGAUCCACCCUUGACCGAGUAAGAGCUGCUCGAUCUAGGCUUGAUCGAGUUUUACUCCCUCUAUCCAGUUUAGCCAUCCACUAGUUCGAGUCCAACAACGUUGAACCGCUUUGUGGUUAGAAUGUCUCCAACUCGAACCACUUUAAACAUUGGUAUUUUGAGAAUUUUAUUGAAAGUUUAUCAAAUUCUUUUGGGCAAAUACAAUUUAUUAGCCAAACCUUUCAUUUUAAACAAUAUAAUAGCCACAACUUUUUAAAAACAAUUUAUUAACCAAAUCGUUAACUUUCCAUCAGGUCAACCGUUAGUUGACUGUGACGUGGCAACUUGGUUGCUUAGUAGGAAAAAGUGGGUGACUUGGCAGCAAACACUAAAUUAAAUAAAUAAAUUUUAUAAAAUUAAAAGAAAUUAGAGAUCUUUUAUCCACUUCUUCUUCCUUCCAAUCCUAAAAUUGCUCAAACUCCCCAAUCGCCCAACCCUAAUUUCAUUUCCUCCUCUUUUGUUGCCGUUAGCUCGGCGACUCUCCCGCCGUCUUGGAGCUGCUAGAUGAAAAUGACAACGAGCGACCGUGAGAGGAGGUGGCAACGGGGGCAGAGCUUCCUCUGGCGGGUAGGGAGGAGGCAGAGAAGGAGGUCAUGCAGCUCGAACUAGGCAAGCUUAUCGAGGUUGGCCAGAUGCCUCUUGUUGCAAUCGGUGGUGACGAGGUUCUUUGAGAUGCGAUUAUCCACUUCCAGAAAGGGAACUGCAGGCAGGAGCGGGAAUCAAUCGACGAGAAUCAAGGGUAUUUCAAGGUUUUCUCGAGAAUCGCAGGCAAGCUGGCAACAACUCUCAAAGUACGAUAACGAUUAUGACAAGAUUUUCUUCAAAGUCGAGAUCUAGGGUUUCUGGAAAAACUCUCAUGGUUGGUUCUGAUUUAAAAUGGGUAUUUUAUCCCCUGCCUAUUCCAGAUGCAGUCUUUCAGGUGGAGAAAUUGUCCCCCGCUUCCGUCCGGAAGCGCCGUGAUCUUCACCACCACGAGGCUCAUGUUCAGAUGCUUGUCCCCUGUUCUUCUACCUCCUCCAGGGUGGAUUCAUGAAUCGUGAGAUUCGCUACCAUGACGUCAGCUUGAAACCAGGAGAGAGCUCAAAUAGCAGCUGAGUCGACGCGACGUGCUCUUGGUCGUACAGCUCCGCCACAGGCGCCAGAUUCAUCACCGGAUUCACUGUCGAUUUCAACGCCAAAAACAAGUAAUCAUCAGCCUCUGCUCUGAGUUCCCCUUCCCUCCACUCGACUCUACCCGAGAUAGGAUCUCCGUUGCCGAGUCGCUCUUCCCUUCGUCAACCGUCGCGACUUCGAUCAACACCGAACUCGUGCAAAUCGUCGGAGUCACGGCGGAGGUCGUCGUUGGCAGUGGUGGGACUAGAGGAAGAGAAGGGAGAGAUGAGAUUAUGAAUCGUCAUCGGCCACUCCCUUGGCUGCCGACGCAGACUUGGUGCAGGACGACGAUCUGAAUUAGUUGAAGAAGAGGUUAGGGAAGGAUGGUUCGAUGAAGGGAGAGAUGUGGGGAUAACAUGAUGUAAUUUUGUGGUUGUUGUGUGAUGUAUUUUUUUUUUUUGCUUUUCUGGUUAAAAAAUAAUUUUUUUAGUGGACUGUUUUGCCACAUCAUCAUUUUCUAACCAACUCAGAAGCUAGUGUGCCACGUCAGAGUCAACUAACCGGAUGGAAAGUUUACUGUUUGGAUAUUAAAUUGUUUUCGAAAAA